Molecule: messenger RNA, 4887 nt
Organism: Amphiprion ocellaris (clown anemonefish)
Lineage: Eukaryota; Metazoa; Chordata; Actinopteri; Pomacentridae
Product: SLIT and NTRK-like protein 3
Exons: 7
Coding region: 559-3429 (956 amino acids)
Biological process (GO): regulation of presynapse assembly; axonogenesis; positive regulation of synapse assembly
Cellular component (GO): postsynaptic density membrane; GABA-ergic synapse
Molecular function (GO): protein binding
Source: RefSeq, a predicted model, not a curated record
UUGCACGCCUGCUCGGCGGUCCAGUUGCCGCAGCUCCCACGGGCUGCACUGUGGAGACGCGGACCUGCAUCCUAAAGCCAAUCGGUGUUUUCUCUCUCUUUCUCCCCCCCCUCUCCCUCCCUCUCUCUCUCUCUCUCCCGGUUUUUAUCCUCCACCUCAUUGCAGUCUUAUCACGUCCCCCCCUCUCCCUCCCUCCCUCCCUCUCCUCUUUGCUCUGGUCCCCCCUCCCUCCCCAUCCGCCUCAGCCGCUACAGGAGAGGGAGAGAGAGAAGAGAGUGCGGCUGAAUGUGAACGACAUGUCGACAGUCAGCCUCUAAAGUGUUUUCUCGGUCGUUCCCUAAUUCUUUGGCGGCGGUCUGAGUGAGUAUUACCCGCAUCCCUGCUCUGCUAAGCGUCGCUGUGUGGAUCAGAGGAGGCUGGUGGGGAAGAGACAGACAAUGAGGAAUGCAAUUGGAUUGCGUUACUCUGCCAAGGAUUUUCAUACCAUAGCCUGUGCGGUGAGGGGCCGAUGCCGGGCUGUAGCCCCAGGCUGCUGAGCUGAGAGGGAGAAGCAGCAGGAUGCAGUGGGUCACUCUAGCACUGGCCCUCGGGUGUGUGUGUCUGUCCCGGGCAUCGCACACCCCGACCCCCACCCCCACCUCCACACACACCCCUCUGGUGGACAACUCCGAGGAGGAAGUGGACGAGCCGUGCUUUGAGCCGUGCACGUGCGAGGUCAAAGAAGGCGUGCUGCACGUGCACUGUGAUGGGCGGGGCUUCACCAACGUCAGCCAGGUGUCACAGUCAUGGGUCCGCCCUUUCAAACUCAACCUCCAGAGGAACUCUCUGAGGCGUCUCUAUAGCAACGGGUUUCAGCACCUUGGCAACGCAGUGUCGAUAAACCUUGGCAACAAUGCGCUCCAGGACAUCCGAGUGGGAGCCUUCCACGGGCUGGCCAAGUUGAGACGUCUGUAUCUCCACGAGAACAAGCUGGAGGUCUUCAGAAAUGACACCUUCGCCGGCUUAGAGGCUUUGGAAUACCUCCAGGCCGACUACAAUGUGAUCAAACGAAUCGACAGCGGUGCUCUGAGGUUCCUCUACAAGCUCCGAGUUCUCAUCCUAAAUGACAACCUGAUCCCAGUCUUGCCUGCUCAUCUGUUCAGAUCUGUGUCUCUGACUCAUCUGGACCUGCGGGGAAACCGUCUGAAGAGCCUGGCAUAUGCUGGGACCCUGGAGUACGUUGGCCGCUCCCUGAUGGAGCUGCAGCUGGAGGAGAAUCCCUGGAUCUGUGGCUGCGAGGCAGUGCAGCUACAGCAGUGGCUGGGUCAGAUCCCCUACACGGCUGUAGUUGGGGAGGUUACCUGCGAAUAUCCCUUCCACCUUCAUGGCAAGGACCUGAGGGAAAUCCCCCGCAAAGAGCUGUGUGCUGACCUCCCGGAUAAAGAGCUACAAGGAGAGGGGGGUGGUCCAGCAGCAGGAUCACAGCCUCAGCAUUGGCCCCCUAACUCCAAACCCAACCCGCAUCCUGGGCGAGCUAGGCCAACUAAACCUUCCUCUAUGGUGAACGGCUCCCGCCAGAACACUCAUACUUCCUCCACUUCGUCGUCCUCUUCCUCAGCAGAGCGUAACAACAGGGAGAGGCAGCCGAGGCCGACUAAAAGGCCCCGACCCUCCAGGACAUCCCCCACACCUCGCAGUCUGAUGCCUAACCAGAAUCCCCCUGUGGCCGGUUACCAAACACGGCCCCCCAUCCCUAUUAUCUGUCCGCUGGGCUGCACUUGCAACCUACACAUCACGGAUCUGGGCCUCACCGUCAACUGCAAGGACAACGGCUUCCUCAAUGUGUCCCAGCUCACUCCUCGGCCUCUCAACGGCCGCAAGCUUUACCUGAGUGGAAAUUUAAUCCAGAGGAUCUACCGCACAGACUUCUGGAAUUUCUCCAGUCUUGACCUGCUUCACCUGGGGGACAACCGCAUUUCCUACCUCCAGGAAGGGGCCUUUUCAAGCCUAACAAGCCUGAGGAGUCUCUACCUGAAUGGAAACAACCUGGAGAGACUGAGCCCCCACAUGUUUCUGGGGCUGCAGAAUCUAAGAUCUUUUUAUUUUGAGUACAACGAGAUCCGCGAAGUCGAUCCUGGCACUUUCGACUCCAUGCCGUCCCUCCAGCUGUUGUUCCUCAACGCCAACCUACUGCGGAGCCUCCCUCUCGGCGUGUUCUCCAGAGUUAAUCUGGCUCGCCUCAACCUAAGAAACAAUCACCUCCUGCAGCUUCCCAUGGAGGGCGUGCUGGAACACCUCACCGGCCUCGUGCAGGUGGACCUGCAGCAGAACCCGUGGGAGUGCAACUGUGAAGCAGCUCCACUGAAGCGUUGGCUGGAGGGGCUCAGCGCAGUGGUUGUGGUGGGAGAGGUGGUGUGCCAUUCCCCGGAUAAGACCAAAGGUGUAGACCUGCGCUCGCUCUCCAUGGAGCUGCUCUGCCCCGAGCUGGAGCCACAGGAGGACCAGGAGCGCGAGGAGCAGACAGCCACCUCCACAGCGGCAGACAGCGGCGUAUCGGUUGGCUACCCCGGGUCAGGGCUGGGACCCCCGAUCCCUCCAGGGAAGGAUUCAAUCCCUCUGUCGGUGUUAGUGCUCAGCCUGCUGGUGUUGUUUGUCUCCGCAUUCUUCGCGGCAGCGGCACUAAUCGCCUACGCCCUGAGGAGGAGGGACAAGCUGCCGUUCCGUCGCCAGGGAGAGGUAGACUUGGCCGGCAUCCAGAUGGAGUGUGGAAUCUUCACCGAGCAGUCGCACCACCACCACCAUCACCAUCACCACGGCCUCCCGGAGAUGCCGCCUCUACCUCCAGCCGAACACAACCACGUCUACGACACCAUCUUGCCCCCGGAGGCUAAAGGCACCAAUCCGGCCGCAGCCUCGCACAUGUGUAGCAACCCCAUCUACAAAGAAGAGCAGGACGCGGCGGUGAAGCAGCGGCCACCGCAGCAGCAACAGACAUUCCCAGCUUCAAGCGAGUGCGAGGGGGGAUACAGCUCCUCGGCGGAGAAGGAGAGGGAGUGGGGGCUGGAGGUGUCCUCGUCACCCAUCAACACCGUGACGGGGGCGAUGGGGCCGCUCGCUGGCCUCCACGGGAAUGGAAUCCUGUGCCCCACGGUCAUCGACAGCCAGGGCCCCACCCCUAAGGUGGAACUAGUGGACUGCCUCUUCAGACUCCCCACCCCCGAGUUCAGAGAUCUGCCGGACAGGUACGCGAGGCCCCCGCCCCGCUACCCCCACCCUCAAGACUCCAAACAGGAAGCGAGGCCCGACCAAACGCUUGUGGUCACCACCGCCAGCUCCACGGCGGGCGGUGGCCACGGCAGCCAGACCGAGCAGGGGGCAGGAGAGCAGAGAGCCAGACUGAGGACCACACCGGACUACAUGGAGGUGCUGGACCGCUCGUACCAGUUUUAACACGCCUCCUCUUCCUCACCCUCCUCCUCCUAUUUCUCCUCUUCCUGCUACCCCUCUUCUCUUGUCUCCUCAUCAUCUCCCUCUCUGGAGAUGAAUCAUCCAGUAACAAUGACUCCUGUACAGAGGUUGGCGGGGCUUUGAGAGGAGCCUGUGGGGGAGCGGGACUACACCACACACACUAUGUUUAUUCCUGGAUAACGAGCUGAGGUCAGUUUUUUGUAUUUUCCCCACUACUGGCAUAUAGGUUGGUAUUUGGCAAAGAAUUAGCUGAUCCCAGAUCUGUGCCUGGAGGCAGCUGCAGCUACUACAGUAUUUUUUCCCCUCCACGGUCAUAAAGUUACAAGGGCGCAGUUUUUCUACUCAGUACCACAAUUAACGGGAGACGGCGUGGUGGUGGUGGUGGGGAGUGGGCGUUAUUGUUCAUAUUAUCACUCUGGAAAGGCCUGCGUGGAGGUGAAACACACCAGCUCUUUGCAACAUCAAGCGCAGAGUCAUACAGUAUGACAGUCAGAAGGUGAAGGUGUGGAGCGAGUUUAAGAUGGAGGAAUGAUGGAGACGAAGCAAAGGAGGAAGAGAAGUAACCGAAAAUAGCCAAGUGCCUUAGCAAUGAACAGCCAGCAGUGUGGUCAAUGCUUAUUUUUCUAUGAAUACAGAUCUAUUUAUCUAAACAAAGAGGUUUGACUACCAAUGGAUGGGACGCUGAUGGACGACUGAGACUAAAACCAAUCAAAAACCCGCCGAAUAAUUGCAUUCCCUGGAUGAGCCAAAAAUAAUAAUAUACCCAAGUCGAUACUGGAGUUGUCUGUAUGCAGUUCUGUUUCACUUUCAUCAUCUCAUCCAGUUAACUUAAUUUGCUUAUCCAGUUGAUUUUUUUUACAGGGCUAUGAUAUGAUGAGGGACUUAUCCAGGAAUAGUUGAUUGCUGUGUGAAAUUCUAAAAAGGUUUUAUGGAGGAAAGGAUACAAUUACUUUUAUUUUUUGAAUGCAACAGGAAACAAAGGAUCCACAGAAGGACAUUGCAGGAAAUGGAUGCAUUUUGGAUUUCUUAAUCAGACAGACUUAAUGGGCCCACAAGGACCUCUGCUCCACGUUUUUCUUUCAUCGGACAAAGGCACAGAGGUUAUUGUAUUGAUUUUUAAGUAUUUCUCAGAGGAAAAUUGAAUGGCAAAAAAAGAACAAUGGACAAAAAAACCGGGACGUAAAGGCAUUUUUUUUUGACGAUAAAAAAAAAGACAGACACUUCUAUCAACUAUCGAUUAUUAUCUUUUACGGAGGUACCUUUUUAUGCUUUCAUCUCCUACCAAUAGUAGAGGCAGUUGUGAAUAUAUUUAUUCUUAGUUUUUGCGUGUUGAAGCUCUCCUGUAAGGGAUCAUGUUAUAUUAAUGUAUAGGAUGAUUCUGCAUCUGGUUCAGCCUUCUUACCGCCGACCCACAAAAUACAAUAAAGGGUGCUACAUAAA